Messenger RNA from Marmota flaviventris (yellow-bellied marmot), 2418 nucleotides. It is a transcript of the gene Aoc1, whose product is annotated as amine oxidase copper containing 1. Gene Ontology annotation, biological process: response to antibiotic; amine metabolic process. Lineage: Eukaryota; Metazoa; Chordata; Mammalia; Rodentia; Sciuridae. Gene Ontology annotation, molecular function: copper ion binding; quinone binding; primary methylamine oxidase activity. Gene Ontology annotation, cellular component: plasma membrane. The record is from RefSeq and is a predicted model, not a curated record.
UUCAAGAAGGUGUCAGGGGUCAAUGCCUAGGAACAAAGUCUGACAGAGAGGCGACUGGGAGCCCAGCGCACAGAGCCAUGGGGAGACAGAGCCUGGCACUGGGCUGGGCAGUGGCCACCGUGCUCAUGCUGCAGAUGGCCGCGGAAGAGCGCCCGCCCUGGACCCUGCACGGCAAGGCUGAGGUGUUUGCAGACCUCAGUGCCCAGGAGCUGAAGGCCGUGCACAGCUUCCUGCAGGCCAGGAAGGAGCUGGGGCUGCAGCCCUCGGGGUCCCCGAGCAUGGCCAAAAACUCUGUGUUCCUCAUUGAGAUGCUGCUGCCCAAGAAGCAGCAUGUGCUGAAAUUUCUGGAUCAUGGAGAAAGGCGCCCCGUUCGGGAAGCCCGAGCCACCAUCUUCUUUGGAGCCCAGGAGAACCCCAAUGUCACCGAGUUUGCUGUGGGGCCGCUGCCACGUCCCUCCUACCUGCGAGCACUGUCGCCCAGGUCCAGGCACCAGGCCUCCUGGGCCUCCAGGCCCAUCUCCAAGGUCGAGUAUAAACUCCUCCUCCACACCUUGCAGGAGGCCACCAAGCCCCUGCAUCAGUUUUUCCUCAACACCACCGGCUUCUCGUUCCAAGACUGCCAGGGCCGAUGCCUGACCUUCUCCGACGUGGCCCCCCGUGGCUUGGCAUCUGGCCAGCGCCGCACUUGGUUUAUCUUACAACGCUUCGUUGAAGGCUAUUUCUUGCACCCCACUGGCCUGGAGCUCCUUGUGGAUCAUGGGAACACAAAUGUCCAGGAAUGGACAGUGGAGCAGGUGUGGUACAACGGGAAGUUCUACAGGAGCCCAGAAGAACUGGCUCAGAAGUAUGCAAAUGGAGAGGUGGAUGUGGUAGUCCUCGAGGGACCGCUGCCCAAGGGCCAGGGGGACGAGAGCACAGAGGAGCCGCCCCUCUUCUCCUCGUACAAGCCCCGUGGGGACUUCCCCAGAUCCAUCAGUGUGGGCGGCCCCCGGGUGGUCCAGCCCAACGGCGCCCGCUACCUGCUGGACGGCAACGUGGUGCUCUAUGGCGGCUGGAGCUUCGCCUUCCGGCUGCACUCCUCCACAGGGCUGCAGGUCCUCAACCUGCACUUUGGGGGCGAGCGCAUUGCCUAUGAGGUCAGCGUGCAGGAGGCAGUGGCAAUGUAUGGAGGACACACACCUGCGGGCAUGCAGACCAAGUACAUGGACGUGGGCUGGGGCCUGGGCAGCGUCACUCACGAGCUAGCCCCUGGCAUCGACUGCCCAGAGACUGCCACCUUCCUGGACACUUUCCACUACUUCGAUGCAGAUGACCCUGUCCUCUAUCCGCGAGCCCUCUGCCUCUUUGAGAUGCCCACAGGGGUGCCUCUCCGGCGCCACUUCAAUUCCAACUUCAAUGGUGGCUUCAACUUCUACGCAGGUCUUAAGGGUCAGGUGCUGGUGCUGCGGACGACCUCCACCGUCUACAAUUAUGAUUACAUUUGGGACUUCAUCUUCCACCCUAAUGGGGUGAUGGAGGCCAAGAUGCAUGCCACUGGCUACGUCCACGCCACCUUCUACACCCCCGAGGGGCUGCUCCACGGCAUGCGCCUGCACACCCACCUGCUCGGCAACAUGCACACACACCUGGUGCAUUACCGCGUCGACCUGGAUGUGGCAGGCACCAAGAACAGCUUUGAGACACUAGAGAUGAAGCUAGAGAACAUCACCAACCCCUGGAGCCCAAGACACCGCCUGAUCCAGCCGACACUCGAGCAGAGGCAAUACUCCCGGGAGCGCCAGGCAGCCUUCCGCCUCGGACGGCCUCUGCCCAGGCACCUGCUCUUUACCAACCCCAAGAAGAACCCCUGGGGCCACAAGCGCAGCUACCGCCUGCAGAUCUACUCCUCGGCUGAACAGGUGCUGCCCUUCGGCUGGCAGGAGGAGCGGGCCAUCACCUGGGCCAGGUACUCCCUGGCAGUGACCAAGUACCGGGAGUCGGAGAAGUGCAGCAGCAGCAUCUACCACCAGAACGACCCCUGGAACCCCCCUGUGGUCUUCGAGGAGUUUCUUCACAACAAUGAGAACAUUGAGGAUGAGGACUUGGUGGCCUGGGUGACCGUGGGCUUCCUGCACAUCCCUCACUCAGAGGACAUCCCCAACACGGCCACACCUGGGAACUCUGUGGGCUUCCUGCUCCGGCCCUUCAACUUUUUCCCAGAGGACCCGUCCCUGGCAUCCAGAGACACCGUGAUUGUGUGGCCCCGGGAUAAGGGUCCCAACUACAUACAGCGCUGGAUCCCUGAGGAUCAGGACUGCUUGAAGCCUCCCCCCUUCAGCUUCAAUGGGACCUACAGGCCUGUGUGAGGCCACCCCAGUUCUGUCUGGAAACCUGAGAGCCCCAUGGGGCCGACAAUAAACUCAUCAGUGUCCAGCCCCG